AUGUCCCUCUUCUCUGCCAUGGCCGACGAGGGCAGCGUGUGGGCGCAGGGCUCGUCGCUCUUCAACGUCUCGAGUCCGCUCAACGACCUGCUGGAGAAAGACGAGUUCACGCUGGAGCAAGUGCUGCAGGAGGACGAGCUCGUGCAGGAGGUCAAGACGCGCAAUACGAAGCUGAUUGAGUUCCUCUCGCAGGAGCUGAUCGUCCAGCGUCUCGUGGAAUUCGUCGUGUGUUCGCCCGAGGACAAGUCGGACGACGUGCGGACGCUCAAGUUCCCCUACAUGUCGUGCGAAGUCAUUUGCUGCGACAUUUCGAGCAUCACCGAGACGCUCGUGACGGCGUCGGACGGUAAUAUCGUCGAGACGCUGUUUGAGUUUCUGUACGAGACGGACGAGCUGCUGGAUCCGCGACUUGCUGGGUACUUUGAGAAGAUCGUGACGAUGCUCAUGGUCCGUAAACCGCAGGAAAUGACGGCGCUGCUGAAUAAGAACUCGGACAAGUUGCUGGCCGGGUUUGCGCGUCACGCAGCGAGCUUUUCCGUCUCGGAGCUGCUCAAACGGCUGUUGCAGCCGGACCAUAGUGACUAUAUGGACGACUGUAUGGAUUUCCCAGGCAUGUCAAUGGGGUUUGCGCCCUCGAAUUCGUGGUACGGAGGAGAGGACGAAGACGCACAGAGUGCAGGUGGGACGCCCACGGAGUCAACGAACAAGACGCUGACGUGGCAAUUGGAACCAAAAGUGGUCGAUCUGCUGCUGGAUACGUUGGCAGACGCAAACGCUGAUAGUGACGCGCAUAAGCACGCGUCGGAAGUGUUGGUGGAUAUUAUUCACUGCGGGACACGUGCCCAACGAACGGAUCCGGCGUCGCCUGCGAGUUCGACUACACCCGUCUCGUUUGCGCUGUUGGAGCACUUGGAGACAAAGGAAGUGGCUGAAAAGUUAGUUGCGCUGGCCGUUCCUGCAGAUGAUGGUGUUGGCUCGUGCGUGUCAUCGAUGACAGGUGCCAUUUCCGUGCUGAGUGCUCUCUUGUCGCGCGCAACGAACUCGCAGUACUGCGCCACAGACGAGGCACCGCCCGUAGUGAUUUGCACUGUUGAACGACUGCCGCAGAUUUGUGCGAUUCUUAAGGCAGACGAAGCAGUUGCUGGAAGUAUCCGUAAUCAGCGUCAUCAGGAAGUCCCGCGCUUGGGGCUGCGUCGACUGAAGAUGGUGGGGCUUGUUGUUCUACUGAUGCAAUCCAAGUACCAGAAGGUGGACGUGGCACUGCUUGAGCAUCACGCGAUUGGAACUUGCUUGGACCUUUUUUUCAAAUUCGAGUUGGUCAACAUGCUCCACGCUGAUGUUGAGAGUAUGGUGAUUGGCAUCUUAGAAAGCGGUAGCCACAAUUUGUUGGUAGGAUUAGUGAAGGAAGCGCGUCUGCUACCGCGUAUCGUUGAGGCGCAUGAAAAGAACGGUGAAGCUACAGCAGUUGCGAAGGGUUUCUCGCUCGGAUAUGUAGGCCAUCUCCACCGAAUUUGCAACACGCUGACAACAAUGCUGGACGAUGUGCGUGGUAGCGCAAAAGACGAAGGAUCGUUAAAUGAGAUGCGGCAUGCUGACACGGUGCUUGAGCUUUUCGAAGAGGACGAAGUCACGUGGAAGAAGUGGGAUGAACUGUCGAGCAAGGUGCUUGCCCCCAUUUACGAGCGUGAGCGGCUGCCUCUGGGUGGUGCUACAGUUACUCAGGGAAGCGAAGACCCGUACUCGGGCAUGGGCUUUAAUCAGAACGACGAACUUUUGAACGCACAAUUUGUCGAGAUGCUAGGCGCCUCGGGCUUCGGCUCUGAUCCAAAUGGCUUUGAUACGGACUUCGACGCUAAGGACACUGAUACACCUAUGCUACCAGAAAUCAUGAACGAUAGCAGCAGUAGCGAGGAAGAAGACGAGGAAGAGCUUGCACGGCAGGAAAGUGUUCCUAAGGAAAGCCAGGGUGGUUCCGGUGCCGACAGAUGGGCAAGCUGUGAGUCUAGCGGCAGCUGGGCCAAAUUUGAGGGAACUUUCGAGGACAUUCCGUAUGAGCCCAUUCCCGGUAUGGAGAAUGACGAAUUUGACGAUAACGAACCAGUACCUGCAAUUGUAACUACGGCCGACCUGGCUGCAAACAUCGCAGCCUCACGGUUGGCUGAAGCUGCGGCUGCUCCCGUUACGGAGGAAACGGCAACAGAAAAUAUACCGGCGGAGGCAACUGCGGAGAUUACGGCCGAUCUGGCUCCGAACAUCGCAGCCCCGCCGUUGACUGAAGCCGCGGCUGCCCCUGUUACGGAGGAAGCAGCAACAGAGAAGGUGCCGGUAGUGGCAGAUGCGGAGAUUGUUGCAGUGGAAGGGUCUACGGAGGAAGCGGCAACAGAGAAGGUGCCGGUGGAGACAAAUGCGGAGACUGUUGCAUUGGCGGGGUCUGCAACUCCGGACGAUACAGAGACGGAACCUCGGGCUACGGAGGAGGAUGGCAAUAGUGUGGAGGAAGCACCUAGUGCAGACGCAGCGGUAGAUGCACCUUCAGGGGAUGUUGCUGCACCGGAGGCGCAGGCGUGA
Peronospora matthiolae is the source of this 2568-nucleotide messenger RNA. NCBI's taxonomy places the organism in Eukaryota, Oomycota, Peronosporomycetes, Peronosporales, Peronosporaceae. The record is from the annotation of a GenBank genome assembly.